Trichoderma asperellum CBS 433.97 is the source of this 1038-nucleotide messenger RNA. RefSeq lists its product as uncharacterized. Gene Ontology annotation, molecular function: beta-ureidopropionase activity. NCBI's taxonomy places the organism in Eukaryota, Fungi, Ascomycota, Sordariomycetes, Hypocreales, Hypocreaceae. The record is from RefSeq and is a predicted model, not a curated record.
CGACUGAAAGCAUUCAAGUUGUGAGUUUGUCUUUUGUAAAUAUACCGCUGCAUUAUUAGCCUCUUUUUUCUCUUCUUCUUCUUUUUCUUUUACUUUUUCAGACAAAAUGGCGUCAAACUUGAAGAUUGCGCUUAUCCAGCUAUACUCCAAGCCCCUCGACAUAGCCGGCAACUUUGCCCGCGCAGAGUCGUACAUCCGCAAAGCCGCCUCGCAGGGCGCAAACCUGGCCGUCCUCCCCGAAUACCACCUCUCCUCGUGGAAGGCCGACUCCGCGAUCCUCCUCGCCGAGGCCAAGAAGCAGACGCCGUACCUGGCGCGAUACCAGGCCCUCGCCAAGGAACUCGCCAUCGCCAUCGUCCCCGGCACGAUCCUGGAGCCGCUGCCCGCCGCCGCCGAGGGCGAAUCGGCCGACGAGGGCGUCGCCAACGCCGCGUACUUCAUCGGCCCCGACGGCGCCGUGCUGGGCCGCUACCAGAAGAAGAACCUGUGGCACCCGGAGAGGCCGCACCUGACGGCCGACGCGCUGACGCCUCACACGGCCUUUGACACGCCCUUUGGCCGCGUCGGCCUCAUCAUCUGCUGGGACCUGGCCUUCCCGGAGGCGUGCCGCGCGCUGGCCGCCGACGGGGCAAAGCUUGUCAUCUGCCCGACCUUCUGGCUCAACAGCGACGGCGGCGACAUUGGCGCAGAGGUGAAUCCGGACUGCGAGCGGCUGUUCCUGGAGAACGUGGCCGUUGCGCGGGCCUUUGAGAACACGUGCGCCUUUGUCUUCAACAACACCGGCUCGCCGCUGGGCUCUGCGGCGACGGGCAAGGACGACGAGGGCACCGAGUUCAUUGGCCUGUCGCAGGUGGCCAUGCCGCUGCAGGGCGCGCUGGGCAAGCUGGGCGUGGAGGAGGGCAUGAGCCUGGUGGAUGUGGAGGGCAGGGUGCUGGACAUUGCGGAGGAGGUGUACAAGGUGAGGGCGGAUAUUGCCUUGGAGGAGUGGCAUUAUGCGCAUACGCUGAAGAAUCUGGCAAAGUAGAAAGGGGGUUUGGG